Molecule: messenger RNA, 3456 nt
Organism: Alnus glutinosa
Lineage: Eukaryota; Viridiplantae; Streptophyta; Magnoliopsida; Fagales; Betulaceae
Product: putative SWI/SNF-related matrix-associated actin-dependent regulator of chromatin subfamily A member 3-like 1
Exons: 3
Coding region: 352-3000 (882 amino acids)
Molecular function (GO): nucleic acid binding; ATP binding; hydrolase activity, acting on acid anhydrides, in phosphorus-containing anhydrides
Source: RefSeq, a predicted model, not a curated record
CAUGCACCGACUGCAUCCGGCAUCCUCAUGGAAGAAAGCACGCAACAACUCUUCCGUCCAUCUUGUUCAUCAAAAUCCGUCUCCUUCCUUGAGCGUUCUUGAAUAAUAUUUACAUAUGUUAUUAUUAUGAGAGAGUUGAAAUUUCAGCACUCUUUGUUUACGUUCACAAGGAAAAUACCGAGUAUUUCUCAGCUCUGACUAAAUAUUCUUCUUUACUCUUUUUCUCUCUCUAAACCCGCCUUUCUAUUUGCAUUCAAAACGACCAACCUCUGAAACUGAGCAGACGGGAGGCACUCUUUCUCUAAACCCACCGCCAUAACCCUAGCGCUUCGCCUCUUCGGUCUCUUUGCCAUGGAAGAUGAAGACCCAGUAAGCCUUUUCUUGAGUCUUGACAACUGGCAAGAGUCCCACGCCGACCCAGACGAACUUUCACUCGCGCAAGACUCGCCGCCGCAAUCUCCCGCGGAGACCUACUUGUUGGGCUUUGUAAUCGCCAACAUAGUCGGAAUCCAAUACUACUCCGGCACCAUCAGCGGCCGGGAAAUGGUGGGUCUGGUCCGGGAACCCCUCAACCCGCACGACUCAAACGCCAUCAAGGUCCUCAACACCCGAACCGUCCAAGUCGGACACAUCGAGCGCCCUGUCGCGGCGGUCUUGGCGCCCUUGAUAGACGCUCAUACCAUUCUCGUCGAAGGCAUUGUGCCCAAUGCUCGUGCCACGGGAAACAGGUACAAGAUUCCUUGUCAAAUUCAUGUGUUUUCGAGAAUUGAGGCCUCUGAGGCAGUUAAAUCGGCGAUUUCGGGAGCUGGGUUGGACUUGAUUUCGGAUUCCGACGUGUCCUUUACGCUGUCCGAGGCCAUGGUGGUGAAGGAGCAGAGGAAGGGUGACAAGAGUGUAGAUGAGAUUUUCAAGCUUGUUGAUGAGAAUGUGAGCAAGAAGGGUGCGUUGGAACCGUUGGAGCCACCGAAGGAUGUGAUCAAAUCGGAGCUCUUUGUGCAUCAGAAGGAGGGGUUGGGAUGGUUGGUUCAUAGAGAGAACUCGGACGAAUUGCCGCCUUUUUGGGAGGAGAAAGAUGGGUCUUAUGUCAAUGUUUUGACGAAUUACCAUACGGAUGUGCGGCCGGAGCCUUUGCGAGGUGGGGUUUUUGCGGAUGAUAUGGGGUUGGGUAAGACUCUAACUUUGCUCUCUUUGAUUGCUUUUGAUAAAUGCGGUAGUGCUCUUGCUUCUGCAAUGCAUAGUGCUAGUUUAGAUGUAGAAAAGUCUGAUGAAAUGGGUGAGGAGGAGAGUGGUAAGAAGGGUAAGAAGGGAAGAACUAGCAAGAAGGGUCCCCUGUCGCGGAAAAAACGAAAAAUUGGUGAUGUGAGAUUUGAUGGCAAUGUGAAAGGAAAAUCUUUAAGUCUGUGUGAGAAGUCUUUUAGUGAUUUUGGCAGCAAGACAACUUUAAUUGUGUGCCCGCCUUCUGUGUUUUCAACGUGGAUAACACAGUUAGAAGAGCAUACUUGGCCUCGAAAGUUGAAGGUAUAUAUGUAUUAUGGGAAUCGGACAAAUGAUGUUGGGGAGCUCAAAAAGUAUGAUAUAGUAUUAACUACAUAUAGUACUCUGGCUACUGAAUAUCGUUGUUCGGAAUCCCCCAUGAAGAAGAUUGAAUGGUGGCGGGUCAUUUUGGAUGAGGCACACUUGAUAAAGAAUGUAAAUGCUCAACAAAGUCGAGCUGUCACUGAUUUGAUAGCCCAGCGGAGGUGGGUUGUUACGGGAACGCCCAUUCAGAAUGGCUCAUUUGAUUUGUUUUCUUUGAUGGCAUUCUUGCGGUUUGCGCCAUUUUCAGUCAAGAGUCAUUGGCAAAGCUUGGUACAGCGUCCGCUUGCUCUGGGAAACCAAAAGGGGCUCUCACGUCUGCAGGUUCUAAUGGCAACCAUUUCUUUGCGAAGAACAAAAGAAAAGGGAUUGAUUGGGUUGCCACCUAAAGUUAUAGAGACUUGUUAUGUGGAACUUUCUAGAGAAGAACGUGAACUGUAUGAUAAGAUGGAAGGGGAAGCUAAGAGUGUUUUCCGGUGUUAUAUUGAUGCUGGUAAUAUGAUGCGCAACUACUCAGCUGUACUUAGUAUACUCCUCCGACUUCGCCAGAUAUGUAUUGAUUUGGCCUUGUGCCCUUCAGAUCUCAAAUCACUGCUCCCUUCUCACAACAUUGAAGCAGACGUAACCAAUAACCCAGAGUUGCUGAAAAAGAUGGUUGAGGUGCUGCGAGAUGGUGAAGAUUUUGACUGUCCAAUAUGCAUUUCACCACCAACUAAUAUUAUUAUUACACGUUGUGCUCAUUUAUUUUGCCAAGCCUGUAUUUUGAAGACCCUACAUCACAAACCCCGCUGCCCACUUUGUCGGGGUCCCUUGACACAGUCUGACCUGUUCUCAGCCCCUCCAGAAGCUUCUGACACUGAUGACACUGGAGUAUCCUCUUCAAAAACAACCACAUCUUCCAAAGUCUCUGCUCUUCUAAAAUUUCUCAUGGAAUCAAGGAAUCAAAACCCAGCUACAAAAUCAGUAGUAUUUUCACAGUUCCGUAAGAUGUUGAUAUUUCUUGAAAAGCCCCUAAAAGAUGCUGGUUUCAAGAUUUUGCGCUUAGAUGGGUCGAUGAAUGCAAAGCGAAGGACUCAAGUAAUUGAAGAAUUCGGUGUCCCUGGACAUGAUGGACCCACUGUUUUGCUUGCGAGUCUUAAGGCUUCAGGAACAGGUAUAAACCUUACCGCUGCUUCUAGAGUCUACUUGUUGGAGCCAUGGUGGAAUCCGGCAGUUGAGGAUCAGGCAAUGGAUCGGGUCCACCGGAUUGGGCAGAAGGAGAAUGUGAAGAUUGUGAGGUUGAUUGCUCGAAAUAGCAUUGAAGAGAGGAUAGUAGAGUUGCAGGAGAGGAAGAAGCAACUUGCAAGGGAAGCUUUUGGAGGUAGGGGCCCAAAGGAUAGGAGGGAGAUUGGUUUAGAUGAUCUCCGCACCCUCAUGUCGAUGUGAGCUCUUCUUACCCUUACCACAUGCAUGUGUGUGCAUGAAUAUUCAUUUGCGAGCGCACAUGGUCGUAUGUUGUACACACCCUCCCAUCAUAGCACUUGUUCACGCUUCUAGAUACACAGGCAAAAUCUACACAUUUGUGUAUAUAGAGCAUAGAUUUUUGGACUUGCCAACAGUUUCUACAAAGUUUAGGUGCUAAAGAGAAAGGUCCACUUGUAUGCUUGAAUCUUGGGAAUCUUCUGGCACUUGCACCACUGUAGCCACCAGGGAUAUAUGCAGAAUCUUUGGACAUUACUGUUGGCUAGGUUUCAGGGCAAAUGAUAAUUUUCAUUUUCUGCCUCCGUUUUUAAACCCUUUAGCAAGUGUAAUUUGGGUGGGAUGAAGCAACAUUUUGAUUUGUAAGUCAUUGCUAAUGUCAUAUCAUGUUUUACACAGGCGAAAUUUAUCAUGCUUUUCUCC